Monascus purpureus is the source of this 2153-nucleotide messenger RNA. The record is from the annotation of a GenBank genome assembly. NCBI's taxonomy places the organism in Eukaryota, Fungi, Ascomycota, Eurotiomycetes, Eurotiales, Aspergillaceae.
GUCAACCUUGGGUCAGGAACCUGUGUCCCCAUCCCGUCAAUUUUUGCUGCCUGUGCCGUUCCCAGACGCUGCCGAGGAUCUCUCCUUAUCUCUCCUCUCCUCUCUUUCUCCCCUUCUCCUCCUGGAGCAGGUGUCUGCCGACUUCCCGUCUAUGUAUACGUUCAAUAUAUAUCCACAAACCGUCUUUCCUCCCCGUCGACGUCGCCUGUGACGGAUCCCACGAAGACUGCACACUCCCCUGGCGGGCCAAUCCCCUGAGAACCCGCAACCUAUUCAAUUGAACCUUCGAGCUCCUUUCUCUUCUGGAUAGUCAGGCACCAUCCCCGGACUCUGGACAAUAUGAUGGAUCAGACACUUGUCGCUCAGCCCCCGCCAGGCUCUGCUGGACGUACGAAAAGCCAACCCACGAAUCCUACGCAAUCCAAACUUACGCUGCCGUCUCCCCCUUCGCGCAAUGGCCAUUUGAGCCUGGACGUCUUUUCUCCGGUCAAUGAGAACGGUAGCUUCGAGUUUGACCGGGUCCUGAAGAGUGGAAAGGUGUACCGUCGGACGAAAAAUAAGCGUGCAUUCAUCGCGUCGUGGAAACCCGCAUAUCUCGUCCUCCGUCCCAAUCUUCUGUCAGUUUACAAAGAUGAGGAGGCGACGAGACUUCGACUCUCCAUUAACCUAUCCGACGUCACGGCCAUUGCAGCCGUUAGGCACCCGGGAUCCACACGAGAGCACGUCUUCGGUAUUUUCACCCCCUCGAAGAACUACCGCUUCCAGGCACUAUCACAGAAGGAUGUGGAGGAUUGGAUUGUACGCAUUCGAGCCGAAACGCCUGUUGACGAGACUGAGGAGGCCUUCUUAGCGCUCACUCGGAAUCUCGAGAGUAGAGCUGCGCCCAAAUUGCCCAUGGACGAUACUACCGAUCAUUCAGACGUCGACGCUCUUGGAGGCACAAACGCCUCAGACUUCAGACGGCCGUUCUCCCCAGGUCCUCGGAAGAAUUUCCUGUACGUCCGAGAUUGCUCGGCAAACGAUGCUACAUCGUUCUCGGAGUGGUCCGAUGGACCUGCAAGUAGCACUCGGCCCCAUUCAGCUGCCUCGUUCAGGAAUCUAUCUACCCCCGUUAAGGGUGAGAGACAACUACCCUCUUCGAGCACUGCAAGCGUCCUUCGUGACCCGGAAAGGAUCGUCUGCCAAGGUUAUCUUCAAUGUCUCCGACUCAAAGGUGGCGUUCGCCAGUGGAAAAGAUUAUGGGUCGUCGUGCGGCCGAAAAGUCUCUCCUUCUACAAGGAUGAACAGGAAUACUCUGCUGUCAAGAUCAUCUCAAUGUCCCAAGUAAUUGAUGCGGCAGAGAUCGAUCCUAUCUCUCGAUCCAAGGCAUUCUGCUUUCAGAUCAUCGCGGAAGAAAAGCCAUAUCGACUAUGCGCUCCGAAUGAGGAAGCCCUAACCAAAUGGCUCGGAUCCCUCAAAAGCAUUAUCGUUGCUCGCAAGAAAUUAAACCCGGCGGCAACAACACCGCAGUAAGAACCGUUGCUGUUCUGCUGGAUAUACAGCACAGCAUGGCCUGAUCAUUAUUGGAGCUAGCCCACAGCUCUUUACCUUCGUUUGUUCCUUUCUUUGACCCUUCUUAUUUCUUGCCUGGAAGCAUCUCAAUUGGGCCAUUCUUCUUCUAAUCCUGUCUUAUGAUAUAAUACAUGUACUUUCUUCUUUCAACUCCUGACCAGGAUCCUCAUUUCAACUGUGCUGGCGUGUCAUGCAGUACUACAGUACUUGGUAGUGCAUGAUAAUCACAGGGAUUACAGGGCAUGAAGAGAAAAAAAAAAGAAGAAAUUGUCACAGUGCAUACUGGUCUGUUUAUGUCUCUGUGCAAGUCAACCUUGCUACAGCUGAUAUCUUCAUUUCUUUCCUAUUUUCACUCUUUUCCUUCUAUACUUCCCCCCCUUUUAUUUUCAAAAUUACGAUUGACCAUGAUUGAUUCCAUUGACGUGUCUUAGUAUUCUUGACUAUUCGUCGAUGCCUACUUUUCUAUACCCCCUUUCCUUUUAUCAUUAUUUUUUAUAUUUCCCCCCUUUAUCUUCUUCUUUCUUAUAAGCAGCUAGAUUCUCUGCUUUUAUUACUAGACUUAAUAUACUUAUUACCUUAUUAUCAUCAAACAUGAUUGCCAU